AGCCAUGAAAAACCUUUGUUCUCCUGUAAUGGGAAGAUGACCAUGCAGAAUCUCAAUGCCCGCCUGGCCUCUUACCUGGACAAAGUGCGAUUUCUGGAAGAGGAAAAUGCUCAACUCGAAUGCAAAAUAAGAAAGCACUAUGAUCGGCAAGCGCCACUCGGUGAAUCAAAGGAUUACAGCAGUUACUGCCAACAAAUUGAAGACCUUAAGAAACAGCUUAUUUCUGCUACAGUGGACAACAGGAAACUUGGCCUGGACAUCCAUAAUAACCAGUUGACUGCUGAUGACUUCAAAAUGAAGUGUGAGACUGAGUUGAUCUUUCGCCAGGAUGUGGAAGCGGACAUCAAAAGUUUACGUCAAGUCCUGGAUCAGCUGAUCCUUAGAAGGUCUGAUCUUGAGACACAAAUUGAGUCUCUUCAAGAAGAGCGAUGUUGCCUCAAAAAGAGCCAUGCAGAGGAAGUAAAGCUACUGAAAAACAAGACAACUGGGAAUUUUAAUGUUGAAGUCAAUUCUAACCCUGGCUCAGACCUUCAGAAGGUCUUGGAUGAUCUGAGAAGGCAGUAUGAAGCCAUUAUCGAAAGAAACCGCAGAGAAGCUGAGAAGUGGUAUGAAAGUAAGAUGGAGGAAAUAAACCAGCAGGCCAUUAACAGAAGCAAAGAUGCUGAAGAUGACAACAACCAAGUCCUUGACCUGAAACGCCAGCUACGAACUUUGGAAAUUAAUCUGCAGGCUCAACUUAGCCUGAGGGACACACUGCAAGAUUCUUUGGCAGAGACUCAGCGUCAUUAUAACAACUACUUGGUUGAAAUACAGAACCAGAUCUCCUCUAUAGAGCAACAACUGGCAGAGCUGAGGGCAGAAACAGAGUGCCAGAAUCGAGACUACAGAAAGCUCUUGGAUGCCAAGUGUCUCCUGGAACAGGAGAUAAAAACAUAUCACUCUCUGUUAGAAGGAGAACAGCUUGAUCCUAAGCAAACAGAAGAAGAGGAGGUUAAAUCUCCCACACUCACAUGAUUGCAUUUUCUCAAUCUGAUGCAAAAGG
Sceloporus undulatus (fence lizard) is the source of this 1042-nucleotide messenger RNA. RefSeq names its product keratin, type I cytoskeletal 15-like. Lineage: Eukaryota; Metazoa; Chordata; Lepidosauria; Squamata; Phrynosomatidae. Bases 37 to 1014 code for a protein of 325 amino acids. The transcript is spliced from 7 exons. Gene Ontology annotation, molecular function: structural molecule activity. The record is from RefSeq and is a predicted model, not a curated record.